This is a messenger RNA of Musca vetustissima, 444 nucleotides long. Its product is annotated as keratin-associated protein 19-2-like. The record is from RefSeq and is a predicted model, not a curated record. The transcript has 2 exons. Bases 1 to 444 code for a protein of 147 amino acids. Lineage: Eukaryota; Metazoa; Arthropoda; Insecta; Diptera; Muscidae.
AUGGCAGUAAAGAUUAUAAUGGUAUGCAUGGCCUUGGCCUUAAUUUCCCCUGGCGUUUAUGGUCAACAGCAAACACCCAAGGCGGAGGGACGUAGCUUUGGUGGUGUCCUGCCACCUUUUGCCCCACCCUUAGUGGGAGGUGGUGGUAUUGGUGGCACCGCAGGUUCCUUUGGUUAUGGCCAAACCAAUUCAUACAGCAGCAGUUCCAGUGCAAAUGCCUAUGGCCAGUAUGGCAGCUACUAUCCUGGCUAUGGUGGCUAUCCUGGUCCUGUGGGUUAUGGUGGCUAUCCUGGUGGUUAUGGCGGCGGUUAUGGUGGCUAUGGAGGUUAUAAUGCCUAUAAUGCUUACAACAGUUACAGUGGCUACAAUGGUUAUACUGGUGGCUCGGCAUAUGGUGGCUAUCCCGGUUAUGGCGGUCUUUAUGGUGGCAAUGCUUUCGGCUAA